Molecule: messenger RNA, 2075 nt
Organism: Actinia tenebrosa (Australian red waratah sea anemone)
Lineage: Eukaryota; Metazoa; Cnidaria; Anthozoa; Actiniaria; Actiniidae
Source: RefSeq, a predicted model, not a curated record
UGUGGUUUUCGACCCGGAAGUCACGGUGAGUUAUUUUGUUCCUUGGCCAACCAGCCAAUCAAAAGACUUGCCGAUGACUAGGCUCAUUGUAAUGGCGGAAGUUUUAAAUGAGCUACCAAAGGUGUGCUGUCCAACAUCCGACCAAAGGGAUGCUGCAUUAUAAACAAUGUUUUACGUCAGUGUUGGUUUAUCCAGUUAGUUGAUACUUUGUCUUAACAUUUUAAGGAAAAGGCGUUGAAUAGAACGGUGUGUUCGCAUCAAAAUCUCCAAUAUGGUUCUCAACUCAAAGCCGUCUUCAACUUUUAACCAUAUUUCUAUAGUUCGUUAUUAUGUUCUUUUGGUAUUAAUAUCCCUGAAGUCUUCAAAUGGUAAUAUUAUAAGCAUUACAAGGCUGCCCAACCAGGACGAUUCCUUCGAUGUAUUGUCUCAUCAAGGACUUCUGUGUCCACCGAAUACAUGUUCUAGAUACAAAGCUGAUCAGAAACUUUCUGGGAUAUCAGACUCAUGCCUCUGCCAGUGUCCUUCUCCACUCAGUACAUUUUACAGCAAGACAUACACUUGUUUGAAAAACAAAGACAUUGUCGAUCAAAAUAGAUGUAGUAAUAUUAAGUUCAAAGGUACCACUCUUGGAAUUCUUCCAGUAAUUGACAUUUUGAGCACUCCUGGGUCUUUACCUUUGGAAAAUAAAAUGGAUGGCAGUUGUUCUAAGAUCAAAUCUUCAUGGCUUUAUCUGAAAAAUGGUACUUGGCAUAUGGGCAAAAAUGGCAUAAUUUCUGUGACUUUGAAACAGCAUUGGAUACAUUCAGAUCAAUGGCUUCUUAAUUGGUAUUCUGGAUUGCACAGUAACUAUUCUGGGAUCAUCAUCAAAGUUGUAGUAACAUGUGAACAUGAUAACAUCCUUGACCACAUUGACAACAGGUGUUUGAUGUUCAAGAGUCAAGGAACAUUUCAAGUCAAACAAACAAACAUUAUCCCAACAACGAUACCUCAAACCUCAACUACAGCAACACCAAAACCAUCACAAACUACAAGAAAAGCAAAAUCAAGUACUGAAUACCAGCCAACUCAAACAACAGCUUUUACAACAAAAACAAAGGUAAUGUCUACUUCCACUGUGCAGCCAACAACAGCAAUACCUAAGAAAGACCCAAGAAAAGAAGACUCUGGUGUUGAUCAAAAAUUAUGGAUAGCAUUUGCAGCAGGUGGAGUUACAAUCUUUUUUGUCGUGAUAGGAUCUUUAGUCUUCUUCUUAUUGAUGUGCAGACAGAGGAAAAAGCACACUUCUAGAACAGAAAUUGAAGGGCAAUCUUCUACAAGAACACAAAAUGGAAACGAUCCUUUGCAUGACUAUGAGUAUGUUGUGUACCCUGUACUGACUGAAGGAUAUCAAUCCUCAUCAGCUAGAAGUUUAGACAAUGCAAUGUACGGACGUGGACCAGAUAAUGAGCUAAUCAUAAGAACUCCUGGAAUAAGCAUGGAAUCACUUGCAACAAAUUCUAUCAAUCACACCAGAGAUGGUUACUAUGGAAACAAAAGAUCAUCAUCUGCCUACUAUCCAAGAGACAUAUCACCCCUAAACCACAUUGUAAAUAACAUGAGUAAUACAAUUGGAAACUCAAGUCAUGAGUACGCUCAGUUACAGAGAAAAGAGGAUGACGUUGUUGAUUCCACUGGGAUAUACCAACCCCUUAUCAGACCAGUUACACCUGACUCGAGCGAUGACAGACCAGAGAAGAAACAGGCUAUACCCCUCGAGCCUAUAGAUAACAACGCUACUACAAUUCCAGACUACAUGGUUCUUGAACCAGAUGAUUUUAAUGAGCAAGAUUUAAGUGCUUGAACUGUUUAUAUUUAGUGAACAUAUAUUAAUAACAAUGCACCUAAUAUUUAUUGGAAAUAUUUCAUGUAUAUUUUUACCCAAAUUUUCAUAUAGUUAUUAGUUAUUUUUUCAAAAGAUUAUUUAUUUUGAAGAAUUGAAUUUUGUUUCUUGUUUAUGUACAUUAUAUUUACACAAAGAAUAAGAAAUUUAGAUGUAUAUUUGCUGAUAAUGGUAUUAAAGAAAUAUGUUAACCUGA